UCCUUACACUGGGAGUCAUUCCCCUGUUUCAUCAUUUAAAGCUGUUGCUUUAUUAUAAUCACGUGGUCACCGUUAAUAAGGGAGAGCACCACGUCUUUAAAAAGAUCCCAAGUAUCUCUCUUACAUCAGACAUGGACUUUAUAAUCCCAAGGUCCACAACGACAAUCUUGUUGGUAGGCCAUGCAGGUAUUGGUAAACGGAGGUUGGCAUCAUACAUACGCUCAGAGGUUACAUCGCAACCACUUCAGCAGGAACAGGCUAUAGCAUCAGAAUUACCAGCAAUAGGAAAUUUGCACGGAAUCAACACCGAUGUAAAUUUUAGAACAGCAGAGUCACUCUCCUUUGCAGUUUCAGGACCUGGGGCCGCGCCAAAAAUGCCCCUGAUACGCCCAUUUAAUAAUGACCAACAGUCUAUCCCAGGUGUCAUGGAAUCAGUCACACGAUACGAUUUGAUCCUCUUUAUGGUCAAUAUGUCAAAUCAUACCUCAUGGGAGGACUGUAAGCAGUCGCUUCUACAGUUAGAUCCAGGCUGGUUCCUAGGUCACUGCGCGAUCGUAAUCACACGAGUUGCAGCCGUUUCGAAAUAUGCGUUUGAUAGAGAUGAUGUUACAAACUUUCUGGAAGAUUUUUAUGACAUUCCUACGAUUUGGACAAACUUGGAUGUCGAUCGUGAAGCAACUUUGGCAGCUCUUCAGGUUGUUAGGAUGCUGGAGGUGGGUGCUGGGUACCGAAGACCGGAUCGAGUCCCCGAUGCUAAUAGUACAUGGUCAGGAUUUGGACCCUCAACAAACUCUUGGCGCCAGUUACUGACUAGCUCAUCUGCUGUUAGAUCAGUGCUUGGAGAUCGUGUGACAGCCACCCAUCAUUUAAUGAGGACCCCUGAAAAGUAUAUAGUGGAGAUGACAACAUUCAGCGAUAAUGAGGAUGGAGACGUAGGCGAGGUGGGAAUCAAGAAUGAAAGGGGCGAAAUCAAUACCAAUAUCGAGCCUUGAAUAGUAUAGACUAUCACCUUAACAAAGCAACCCCACAGUUUACCCUUCCGUUAGACUACACAUAUACCCGAAAAUAGAAACAAAUCAAUAGGAUAUCACGUGAGCUCAUGUUCCCCGCUCUUCCCAGAAGGGAUUGCCCGUGGUUUCGACUUUGAAGAUAGACUUCAGCAUCAUGAUGACGCCGGAAAGGGUCCGAUCAAAGCCUAUAGAAAAAGCCCGUAAAUGAUCCCAACUUCCGCCUUGGCUUUACGUGGCUUCUUUUCUUCGCGUUUUUACCUAUCUCUUUGCUCAUAACAGCAAAAUGCAUGCUGUCAUAUAAAAACG
Lobosporangium transversale is the source of this 1316-nucleotide messenger RNA. RefSeq lists its product as hypothetical. The record is from RefSeq and is a predicted model, not a curated record. The transcript has 3 exons. NCBI's taxonomy places the organism in Eukaryota, Fungi, Mortierellomycota, Mortierellomycetes, Mortierellales, Mortierellaceae. The coding region runs from base 132 to 992 and encodes 286 amino acids.